AUGAGGCCGCCCCGAAUAGCGAUACUCGUGCUCUUCUUCGCCGCAUCCAUCUUCCUAUUCUGCCGCUCCGUCAGCUCCCUCCGCCGAUCCGGCCCCGCAGUGACGCCUGCCAGCCCCCAGAAGUCACAACUCCGUUCCUUCUUCUCCUUCACCGGCGCCUUCACCCUCUUCCCGCCGAAUGCGGCUAUCAGCCUCACCGAUGAUAACAGCACCUUCUUUCCCGCGCGUCCCGCCGCCUUCGGACCCCCACUUCCCGCCAAGGGGCUGAGCGGCCAGCUCUGGAUUGGCAGCGGAUUUACCGACGACAACCUCCAAGAUGGCGAGACUGAGGGCGAGCUCGGCUGCAGCGAUGUACCCGGCUGGGAGGACGGGAAAGCCGGCCUGGCGCUGAAGACAUCCGAGAAGGCUAUGCCGAACGCCGAACCUGCCACUGCAGAUGGCAAGGCCAAGCACACAAAGAGAACCGCGCACUCGCGGAAUCCUGUCGUGGACCGAGCAGCCGCAUCCCGGGCGCGGUUACAGAUCCAUCCAGACUCCCCUCCUCUCGACGACGGGACGGACGACUACCUCCAUCAGGGGUUCCAGCAGGCCAAGAGGAUCCAUCUCGAGACCUCGCCUGGUUCGGAGUCAAGCCACGCCGAUAUCCAAUCCAUACAAGAAGCAGCCGAGAUCACCGGCAAGGUUGUCUUGCUCAGCCGUGGCGGUUGCGGUUUUCUCGAGAAAGUGAAGUGGGCACAGCGCCGCGGAGCCAUUGCUGUAAUCGUGGGAGACAACCAGAAAGGCGGUCCGCUGAUACAGAUGUUUGCGAGGGGCAACGUAGACAAUGUCUCCAUUCCGUCCAUCUUCACCUCGCGAACCACGGCUCACCUCCUUUCGUCCCUGGUCCAGCCGGGAAGCUUCAUCGAGGAUAUCCUUGACGAGAACGGCAACCCAAUACUGAAAGUCCAACAGUCUGGUAAGCCUCGGAAGGGCAAGAAAACAAAACAGCUGCCCACGACUACGACGGCUGUGCCUAAAUCAACCGCGAAACCCAAAUCUGCAAAGGCGGCCAAGAGUGAGACGGAUAGUUCACCUAGAAAGGAGAAGUCGCAUACGCCCAAGAGCAGCCACCAAGGCAGUUGGUUCUCGCGGCUCUUCCACUGGGGUAGAGGGUCUGGCUCUGGCAGUAAUCAAAGCCGGCGGCCCAGCAGUGGGCGCUUGGAUUGGAUCAUGCUCGACGACUGGAGCGACGAGAAGGACCAGGUUAUCAGGACCAGCCUCGACAAGGCGGCCUCGAGAAGCCAGGAGGAGGACACGUCCAUCUCGAGCCGAGAGAGAUCCUCCGGAGACGACUUCCAGAUUGGCGUGGAAGACUGGCGUGAUCCCGACCUUGUUGGUUCACCAUCGACGCAAGGUGGCCAUGGUUCCCCUGCUGCCAACGACAUGGACUCACCGGCGGACGGACAAUCACGGACCGGAGAGUCGGGCACCUCUGCGAAGCACGCAGGGAAGAAGACGGCCCACGGAUCGUCAAAGGAUGCGAACGGACCAGAAGGAGGGAUCAACACUCCUGGGAGCGGGGAAUAUGUCCCCGAGAUGACGUCUGAUGGCUCUAGGUCUGGCACUGGGAGACCAGAGGGCAGCUCUGGCUCUCAGGGUGGUCUCAUUUCCAAGAUUUUCGGCGAAGAUGACGAGGACGACUUCACCCACGAUACAGAAUUCCGGCCUCCUAGCACCGAGAGUCCAGACCAGCCUCCGAAUGGAGACGAUGGUGAUGAUCUUUACCAUGAGGGCCUUUGGGUCACGAUCACGCCGAGCAGCAGUGCGAGCCCGUUCUUCGACACCCUUCUUGUCCUUGUCAUCAGCCCCUUGAUCACCCUGACUGUAGUCUACGCACUCCUCAUUCUGCGAGCUAAGAUCCGCAGGCGGCGAUGGAGAGCGCCCAAGUCGGUGGUGGACCGCUUGCCCGUGAGGACAUACCAUACAGUCGCCCCGUCGCCAAUCCCCUCGCCGAGGCAGCCAUCUCCAAUCAGCUCCUCGCCAACCACUCCACUGCUCCAGGGGUCCUCUCGCACACGGCCACGGCCACGAUCCCGGACCACUACUGGCGUUCCAGAACCUGCCGAUUCGCUGUUGAGGGUCGAUUCUGCCCUGGAGCUGCCGAGAUCACUGUCACGUGCGGAACACGAGAAACCCAAUAUAUCCAGCGAAUGGAAGAAAUACAUGGGAAGGCAGGUGGAGUGUGUCGUCUGCUUGGAAGAGUAUAUCGAUGGCGUCAGUCGUGUCAUGAGCCUCCCCUGUGGUCACGAGUUCCACGCCGAGUGCAUAACACCCUGGCUUACCACACGGCGGCGAACAUGUCCGAUCUGCAAGGGGGACGUUGUUCGGUCCUUGGCGCGAGGUUCUCCUUCCAGCCCGAGAUAUGAACCGUAUCAAGACGAUAGCGAAGACGACAACGAGGCGUCAGGAUCUGGAUCAAAUCGGCCUGCGUCGUUACAGGAAAGGGACUCAGACAUCGAGCAAGGCAUUCUCUCGCCGGAUUUGAGACGAGACCGGCGCCCCAAUAACGGCGACGGUUGGUUUCACAUGCUAUCGAACAGUCUUGGAUCUGGUGCAGGAUCCUUCCGGUCGGGGAGAGAGGACCUUGAAGAGGAUCGAGAUAGAUGA
Messenger RNA from Phialemonium atrogriseum, 2646 nucleotides. RefSeq names its product pa domain-containing protein. Bases 1 to 2646 code for a protein of 881 amino acids. Gene Ontology annotation, biological process: ubiquitin-dependent protein catabolic process. Gene Ontology annotation, molecular function: ubiquitin protein ligase activity. The transcript has 2 exons. The record is from RefSeq and is a predicted model, not a curated record. NCBI's taxonomy places the organism in Eukaryota, Fungi, Ascomycota, Sordariomycetes, Cephalothecales, Cephalothecaceae.